AUGAAUUCAACAGAUGAAUACUAUGAUGCCUUAUUCGACGAUCUAUUCAAAUAUCUUUACCGAUAUGUAAUUCCCGUUUGCUACAUCGUGGGAAAUUUUGGAAGUGUCAUCAGUGGCUACAUUUUUUCCACAAAGGCAUGGAGAAAAAACGUUUGCGUCUAUUACUUUAACACAUGCCUAGUGAUUAACUUGGCUGCUCUCAAUAGUUAUCUGCUGACAACUAUUCUUAUCGCCGGCUACGACGUUGACCUUUACAAUUCCAAUAUAAUCUUUUGUAAGCUCUACUACUAUACAACAUUCCUAUUCUGUGCACUUUCACCUACCAUGCUCAUUCUGGCAUCCAUCGACCGUUUGCUCAUAUCGUCCCAAAAUGUUAACCUUCGACUGUAUAGUUCAAAACGUUUAGCUUACUUUUCCGUUAGUUUGGCUACAGUUUUCUGCAUUAUUUAUUUUCUCCAUGUCUUAAUCAAACCGGAAAUUGUAUCAGUCGCACCGUCGAUUACGGCAUGUACACUUAGCACUGAUUACGGUUACCUGAUGUUCUUUGCUUACUCCUCGUUGCUUGUUACAUCGUUUUUCUGCAUAAACAUGAUUGUGCUGUCAAUUUUAUCGAUUAAAAACGUUCGGAUUAUUCGCGCUGCGCCUCGUCAACAACAACGGCAACAAUUGCGCACAAUGAACAAGAAAGACUUUCAAUUACUUCGUUGUCUAUUCGUCCACGAUAUCGUCUUUAUUGCUUGCAAUAUUUUCCUCAAUUUAUAUUAUGUUUAUAUUGUGGUCAGAUUUUAUGGUAGCAUGUCAACUCUGGAACGAAUCUUCAGCAAUUUCCUAAACAGUUUUCUCACCAUGCUCCAACAGCUUUCGUUCUGCACCAGCUUUUUCAUCUUUGUCACCGUCUCGAAAGCAUUUCGACAUGAAUUCCGGCGUAUUGCGUACAAAAUGAUUCGGAAAAAUUCGGUCAUCAUGCGGGAAGAAGAACAGAUCGAACGAAUCAAUGUCGAAAUCAAUAUUUUCAACGAGAAUGGACAACGUGCUCAAUAA
Molecule: messenger RNA, 1041 nt
Organism: Adineta ricciae
Lineage: Eukaryota; Metazoa; Rotifera; Eurotatoria; Adinetida; Adinetidae
Source: the annotation of a GenBank genome assembly